Carya illinoinensis is the source of this 1267-nucleotide messenger RNA. RefSeq names its product codeine O-demethylase-like. NCBI's taxonomy places the organism in Eukaryota, Viridiplantae, Streptophyta, Magnoliopsida, Fagales, Juglandaceae. Bases 47 to 1150 code for a protein of 367 amino acids. The record is from RefSeq and is a predicted model, not a curated record. The transcript is spliced from 4 exons.
GGAGAGCUGUGAGCAGUACCUGCGCUGAUCACUUUGGCAAAGCAAAAUGGCAUCACAGCAAGUGGGUUUGAUCACUAGUUCUGAUCAUUUAGUGCUGAGCAUAAACGAGGAGCUCCGCAAAUUAGACCCCAAGAUCAAAGUCCCAGAACGCUUUAUUCGCGUUAGUCAAGAUCCCGCCCCAGUUCUAGGAACCUCUAUCCCUGCGAUCCCCACAGUUGACAUGAAAAAAUUGGUUUCUGAAGAUACCAAAGACUUUGAAGUCGAGAAGUUGCACUCCAUUUGCAUCGAAUGGGGCCUGUUUCAGUUGGUAAAUCAUGGAGUUAGUUCUUCACUCGUGGAGAAGCUGAAUGAUGAGAUUGAAGGAUUCUUCAAGCUUCCUGUGGAGGAAAAAAUGAAUUUGAAGGUUAGACCAGGUGAUGUUGAAGGCUUUGGAACCGUGGUCCGAUCCGAUGAACAGAGACUUGAUUGGGGUGAUAGGGUAUAUAUGAUAAUAAACCCUAUUCAUAGAAGAAAGCCAUAUCUCUUCCCCGAGCUUCCUUCUUCUUUGAGAGAAACUCUGGAGGCUUACAUAUUGGAGUUGCAAAGACUAGCUAUGACACUGUUCGAUUACUUGGGUAAGGCCCUAAUGCUGGAGAAGGAAGAGAUGGGGGAGUUAUUUGAAGAUGGGAUGCAAUCUGUGAGGAUGACAUACUAUCCUCCGUGCCCACAACCAGAGCUGGUUGUGGGUCUCACGCCUCAUUCGGACGCAACUGGCAUCACCAUCCUUCACCAGGUUAAUGGAGUCGAAGGCCUUCAAAUGAAGAAAGACGGGGUUUGGAUUCCCGUAAGCUUCCGCCCGGAUAGCUUUAUUGUGAAUAUUGGAGACAUUCUAGAGAUUUUGAGCAAUGGGGUAUACAACAGCGUGGAGCACAGAGCAACAGUGAAUUCAACGAAAGAGAGGAUGUCAGUGGCUUUAUUCUUCAACCCAAAAUUCGAGGCAGAGGUUGGACCCUCAAAUACAUUGUUAAACCCAAAUAACCCACCAUUAUUCAGAAGGGUGGCAAUGGAGAAAUAUGUGAAGGAUUUCUUCUCCAGGAGUCUCAAUGGCAGGACUUACGUAGAGCAUAUGAGGAUCAAACCCGGACAAGCUGGCAACACUACUAGUUCUUAGAUGAUCUUGAUCAAUCGCUCAUGACCGCCCCAAUCAUCAUGAUCAUGUACUCCUAUAUAUGUAUAUAUAUAUAUAGUUUACAUGUACUGUCUCAGGCAAUAAAUUAAUCUCUCUUUA